Rhagoletis pomonella (apple maggot) is the source of this 480-nucleotide messenger RNA. RefSeq lists its product as uncharacterized. Lineage: Eukaryota; Metazoa; Arthropoda; Insecta; Diptera; Tephritidae. The annotation marks the transcript as partial. The record is from RefSeq and is a predicted model, not a curated record. The transcript has 2 exons.
AAAUUAAUCUUGGAAUCCUACAAAAAGAACCAAUAUUUGACUAACGGGAACCGGGACGACCUCAUAAGCAUUGUCAUUGACGAAGUUAUUGCAAAUGACAUUAUACUAAGAGGGAAUGAUUUUGUGAAUUUGCUAGAGCAGAUAAUAAAUCUCUUUCCAAACGAAAAGGGUGCCCGGGAAUACUAUUAUAUUCCGCGCAAGGGUAAAAAAUGCCCUAGUGGAAAGCUGUACGGGAAAUACGUCAAUCAACGCAGUAAGAAAAGGAAGACAAUAUACCUUGAACAAAACACACCAUCACCUGCUUCCACGAAAAAUUACGAAGUUCCUGAAAUUGAUUUUACGAUAUGUAGAGCAUUAAAAGCAUCUCUCAGCAGAAGCAUUGCCGAUUGGAAUGAAGUCAGAGAUAAAUGGCAAAAUACAUUUAAUUUGCGACAGAAUGACUUAAAGGAACUGACCAACAUUGAUUUUCUCCAAGCCUGA